Messenger RNA from Colossoma macropomum (tambaqui), 2903 nucleotides. RefSeq lists its product as uncharacterized. Lineage: Eukaryota; Metazoa; Chordata; Actinopteri; Characiformes; Serrasalmidae. The record is from RefSeq and is a predicted model, not a curated record. The transcript is spliced from 9 exons. Bases 1856 to 2749 code for a protein of 297 amino acids.
UCCUCCUAAAGUGUCCAUCUCAUCUAUUAGAUGGGAAAUAGAUGAGGCCAUUAUGAAGGCAUUGACCAACAUUAGCGUGCCAAGCCAAUGCCCCUCAGAAAAGAUAUAUGUCCCCAUUUCACACAUGACUAAUUACAUGGGCCCAUUCCUCCCUCACAUCUGGUCAUCCUGGAGAAACUCGAACACAUCAGCUCCUGUCGCACCGAUAUUGGUGGGAAACAAUGCACAAAGAUAUCCAUGCCAUUGUAGUAUCCUGUUCGACAUGUUCACUGUGUAAAACACCCAAAACCUUGCCCGCUGGUAAGCUAGUGCCUUUACCAGUGCCUAAUAGACCUUGGUCACAUCUUGCUGUAGAUUUUGUAAUAGACCUGCCUGAGUCACAAGGCUACACCACUAUUUUGACCAUUAUUGACCGUUUUUCCAGGGGGGGUAAGAUUUAUCCCCUUUUCGUCUAUCCCUAGCACAUUUCAGACAGCGGAAGCUUUAUUCAAUCAGGUUUUUUGCUUAUUUGGUAUACCUGAGGACAUUGUGUCAGACCGGGGACCCCAGUUUACAUCACAAGUUUGAGCGGCAUUCUUUGAGAACAUCGGGGUGUCCAUUAGUCUUACUUCCGGGUAUCACCCUCAAUCAAACGGACAAUGUGAGAGAAUGAAUCAAGAAUUAGGUACAUUUUUGAGAAUUUUCUGUUAUGAGAAUCCCACAGACUGGUCUCGUUUUUUGGCAUGGGCUGAAAUAGCACAAAACUCUCUCACGAGUUCUGCGACUGCCAUGACUCCUUUUCAGUGCUAUCUAGGAUGUCAACCUCCUUUAGCCCCUUGGACUGGUUCACACUCUGAUGUUCCCACGGUAGACUCAUGGAUGCAAAGGAGUGAACAGGUUUGGGAACAAACGCAUCAACGUAUUGAGAACGUGUUGCAAAGGAACAAGGAACAGGCGGAUCGACACAGGAGUGAAACACCAGUGUAUCAGCCAGGAGAUCGAGUGUGGUUGGCCACCAGAGACUUCAGAAACAUUUAUUAUUCUUUAUUCAUAUUGCUUUUGUUGCUUUACUGUUUUGCUAUCCAGUGUCGACCAGAGAAGGAUAGGUUCCCCUUUUGAGUUGUGGUUUCUCUCAAGCUUUCGUCCUCUUGUAGGUAGUUUUUCCUUGCCACUUCUGCCCUUAUCUUGCUUGCUUGAGGCAUGAAGCCAGAUUUUCUGUAGAGCAGCUUUGUGACAACACCUGUUGCAAAAAUUGCUUUAUAAAUAAAUCUUAAGUAGAACAGUGUGAGGAAGGUAUAAACUUCUUCAUUGUUCGUAAUCUCAGUAGGCUACUUUGCUGGUAUGUGCUUAAAGUAUAAGCAUUGACUUAUAUCAGAACUCAUUUAUUUUUGUUUUGUAUAAGAAUCCGUUAGCCGAUCUGACAAGCAAAUCCAUCAUCCAAAUAUCCGAAACAAAUUAGAAACCAAUGAACAUUAACAAACACCUAAUUCUACCCACAAACAGAUUUAUUUUAAACAUGUAGAGACACUGUUUUAUUCUGUUUAAAGGUUCUGAUGACAUUCAAUUAUGAUAGAAAAGUUCUGUUUCCAGUUGCCUCAGAUGGAGACGUUGUACUCUGCUGACACUUGGAGUCCAUCUCCAGCCUGAGACUGAAACAAGACCGAGACCAAAAGAUGCUCUUUCUCAAAAGCAACAGUAAAUGAUGAAACACUUGUGGAACACUGAAUAAAAUGGCAUGGUGGCUGCAGAGUGACGCAUCUCACUUCCCCCUUCCUAACUGUGCUAUCUCAGCUGCAUUGCUGAUUGUUACGUGUUUCGUGAUCACGCCACAUAUACGUCACACACAGGAAGUGUUGAUCAUUGCCUCCACGAUACAAUGGCGAGCACAAGAUACAAACAGGCUAGGCACAUCUCUUCCCCAUCAAUGCAGCAGGGUCAAUGUAGGCCAUGCCUCAACAGUGAAGAAAACCCAGCAAGUGUUCGUUUAGAUUCAGGACUGCCAGCGCUGCUGAUUCUGAUAAUUCGAGGUGUCUACAUAAGAGCGGGUGGACGUUUUGGCUCAUACCAGUUUACCAACACAUUUGUCCUGGACUCAAUACUGACUGCUUUUCAUUUUUCUUUUAUCAAAUACCCAAAUGUGAAGUCACUCCUAGAAUCAAACAUAUCACUCAGAGUAAUCAUGGCUUAUUUAAACACGGAAAAGUUUGAUGAUGCAAAAGCUCUCUGGAUGAGACUGCUGAAGCAUUUUCCUGAAAAACUAAUACUUGAUUGCAAAAGUCGUGUGAAAGACCAUCUGCUAAUGUUUGCUAAACUGGUAUGUGCUCAAGUUGAUUAUCACCAAGAAACCCCUGAUGACAGUACAAUAUACGAAACAACACUGAGCAAAUUUCGGGCAUUUGGGGAUGUGAAGGCUUUGGGCCUUGCAGAUGAUCCUGCUCUUAUUCUGGUGAACCGAGAUGUUCGAAUAAAUCUUCCAAAACCACCCCUGUCUGUUGAAGAUGACAACCAAAGGAUCUUUGAGCUUCAGUUUCUGCUGCUGUGUGAUGGAACUCACACAGUUGUGUGUUUCAACCUCUCAAAGAACGUAUGGAUUCUCUACGAUGAUGACCCGGCUUUUGCGUCAACAUCUUUUCGGCUUUUCAAGUUUGAGCAGGAACUUGACAGUUAUGUGAUCUGCCUAGCAGGUUAUGUCAACAUAACACAAGCUGAAGAACACAAGCAUGGCAUUCCUGAGACUGGGACAGGAGCACAGCCUUUCAGCUCAGGUUAAUGAAGACAGCAAAAUAUUCCUUAAGAGCCCAUGGAUGAUGUACUGAAGCUGGGAGAUCUAUCAUAUGGCACCUCAAACUCUAAAUAACUGCAUUACUUGCACUAAGCUCUGAGCUCAAAAUAAGCUUUAAAUGCCAUAUGAUCAAAUCAAAUGC